GUGGUGUUUAUGGUUGAGUCAGUGUGGAAGAGGCCAAGCAAAGGAUGUAUGCUUGUAGCACAACAACUUACCAAGGUUUUCAGGCAACCAUGACUGAACAAGAAUCAGAAAAAUUCAAGGAUCUACCUGGAGUGGUCUUCAUAUUGCCAGAUUCCUACAUUGAUCCCGUGAACAAAGAGUAUGGAGGAGACAAAUACGAGAAUGGAGUGAUCACACACAGGCCACCACCAGUUCAGAAUACCAGAAUGAGACCCCGUCCUAGGUUUGACCGUUCACCGGGAGGAGGAGGAGGAGGAGGUCCUCAAAACUACCAAAGAAACCCACAGUAUGGUCAGCAACCGCCAAUGCAAGGUGGUGGAGGGAGCUAUGGUUCUCAACAGAGCUAUGGCCCUCCAGGACAAGGUCAGGGAACUCAAGCGCCUCCACCUCCAUAUCAGGCAGGGUACAACCAAGGCCCGAGAUCUCCACCACCUCCGUAUCAGGCAGGUUAUAAUCAAAGCCAGGGAUCUCCAGUGCCUCCAUACCAAGGGCCACAAGGCAGUUAUGGUCAAGGCGGAUCUGGGAACUAUAACCAAGGGCCACAAGGAGGUUACAACCAAGGAGGACCUAGGAAUUACAGUCCACAGGGAACUGGAAACUAUGGUCCUGCACCGGGGGCUGGAAAUACCAGUUAUGGUCAGCCUGGUCAUGGUCAGGGAUAUUCUGGAGCUGGAAAUACCAGUUAUGGUCAGCCUGGUCAGGGAUAUUCUGGACCUGGACAAGAGCAGAAUCAGAGGAAUCCAGACUGGAACAACAAUAAUCCAGCAGGCCAGCCCGGCCCUGAUCAGUUUCCACAGGGAAGAAGAUACUAGACAGAGAUCUGAUGCAUGAUGCAGUGAAUUGAGCUGAAAGAAGGAGAGGAGUGUCCAAGGCCUUUUAUUAAGUUUUAUAGUAAAUAUUUUUUAGUCAUCUUUCUUCUUUGUAAGACAAUAGUUUGCCCCUUUUUCUCCAAAGUUGAGCUUGAUGAAAACGUUGUUGGUUGCAUCUGUCGUUUAGAAACACUCUUGCAAAACGUUCUUUCUGAAUCUAAUCUACUUGAUUUUAUAA
Messenger RNA from Camelina sativa (false flax), 1086 nucleotides. Lineage: Eukaryota; Viridiplantae; Streptophyta; Magnoliopsida; Brassicales; Brassicaceae. The record is from RefSeq and is a predicted model, not a curated record.